AUGCGGACUUUGUGCAAAAAUCGUGGUAAUUCGGCCAAUUCACCCACACCACCGUCAACUGCCUUGGAGGCGUCUCAUGCUCAGCCUCCCACUUUGCAUCUUCCCUACGCCUCCACACCCUCCCCCAACCGAUGCUACCAGUUGCCUGGGCAGGUCUUGCAUGGUCUCAGCUCGAGCCAUCGACAUUAUACAUCUACCGUCGCCAUUAGCGAGCUGGCUGCUUCUGCUGCUGCCAGUCUUCAUGUGCACCUGCCACAACCCCGAUUGUCCUCGUCAUGUGGUUCAAUAGAGGGUGUACAGGGUGAGGCUAUGAAUGAAUGA
Molecule: messenger RNA, 321 nt
Organism: Protopolystoma xenopodis
Lineage: Eukaryota; Metazoa; Platyhelminthes; Monogenea; Polystomatidea; Polystomatidae
Source: the annotation of a GenBank genome assembly